AGAUAUCAGGCUUGUCUCUGUUGGCACAGCGUCUCUGUCACGACUCACGAGCUGCUCUUGUCAAUAGAAGCAAGUGACCGUGACUUGAAGGAUCAUGUCACCCCCAGCAGUUGACGAAUCCCAACAUCACCCUGGCGAUCUUCAGAUCACGUACCAGCCCGCCUUCACGACCUAUUUAGAGUACAUUGAGCAGCUGCUCUCAGACCCGAGUGGCGGUGUUUUUCUCGGAGACCACUAUCGCCUGCUCCAUAGCCAUCUCCGCGACGGUCUCCUCGAGCCAACAUCUCCUCCUUUUCCUGGAGACAGAGAACAGUUAACUCUGUUCCGCGUUUACAGAAGCGGAAAACCCAUUCUCAUUCAUCGCUUAAGACCCACGCCAUCUUCUACGGAUCACAUAACUAGGGCUAACGCCGCCCAGGGGUUUACCACCGAGUUCAGAUCCCUCAUAUCCACUUUUACCGAUGAUGUAGAAUGCCAGAUUGUGAUUCUAGAGCCUAACCGGCUCAAACCUCACUACGAGUCCGGUUGCCGCCAUGUACUCCCACAUCCAUGGAUCAUUGGCAUACUUGGCCUGGUGUUGGAUAUGGAUCCGACAGUUUGGAAGUUUUUCACUAGAUCCCGCCGGACAUCGUCAUGGACUCUGAAAUUGGAUAACUUUAUUCAAAUAGGCAGCGAUGCGCUAAUGAUCUUGGAGCGCUGUGCCAGACAUACGGCCAGAAACAGGUAAGUGAGGCCCGCGGCACCUACCUGCCCUAGUAACCUAAUACCAUCACCUUAGGUCAGUGCAUCCUCCAACCCCCAUAUCUGUUUGAUCUCCUACAUGCUAUUCAACAGACUCUGACCAAUAGCUUUUUGUGGAAACUGGAAGCGGUUCUCUUUGUCAACUAUUCUCGAGCCUGGGAGACCAUG
This is a messenger RNA of Canariomyces notabilis, 909 nucleotides long. RefSeq lists its product as uncharacterized. The transcript has a single exon. NCBI's taxonomy places the organism in Eukaryota, Fungi, Ascomycota, Sordariomycetes, Sordariales, Chaetomiaceae. Bases 95 to 727 code for a protein of 210 amino acids. The record is from RefSeq and is a predicted model, not a curated record.